This is a messenger RNA of Drosophila montana, 1917 nucleotides long. RefSeq lists its product as uncharacterized. The record is from RefSeq and is a predicted model, not a curated record. Bases 445 to 1038 code for a protein of 197 amino acids. Lineage: Eukaryota; Metazoa; Arthropoda; Insecta; Diptera; Drosophilidae. The transcript has 2 exons.
CUGUCGCACGAAAAAUCACAAGUGAGAAUAUAGUGGGCAUGGCGGUAGCCGCAAUGACAAAAUAGCCUGUAAUAAAAUGUGCAGGGUAGGUACGGUAGGUUUUAUAAAAGUUUAUUUAUUGUUUACUAUUUGUUUUCUCUCACUCUGUGUUUACGUUUGGUGUGUGCUGGUCGUAGUUAUAUGAGCUUCGGAGACAAGUUUCCCAGGACGAUAUAUAUUCGAUCCUGCGCCGUACAUGUGACACAGCAUGCCCCAAGGUUGCCCAGAAGUGUGACAGAAGCCAAAUAGACUUCAAGGUAGCGUUCCUUGAAUGCCGUUCGUCAUUCAAACUGACGAACUGAGCAUUUGACGAAUGCUUACAUGUUGUCCACUGGCCAGAUUAUGAAGAGACAGGAUUAGUAACCCUUAGAGAAAAGAGGGGUACAGUUUUCUUAAGGGAUUAGUAUGGCUGAGGAACAGGUGUCUGACUGGGUUUCGGACGCUGACGAAGCGCCGGACCUGUCACCGCCGCGUCCGGCAGGAGGUCUGGUGAGAACGGUAAUGAAUUUCCGGGGAUUUCCUGCGAAACAGAUCCCGGCGGAGGGUCAUCUGGUAAAUUUGGAGAAGGAAUUGGCGCAACAAGGUAGACUUCCACGGAACCUAGAGUUCCCAAAAUCGACGAAGGACUCAGUGCUCAUAUCGGCAUCGAACGCGGCGAUAGCUCAAGCCCACCAGACAUAUUUGCAUGCCCUGCCAUCUGGCAUCAGCGAGUCCAUCCGCGAGGAGGUGCGAACAGGCUUCAUGGAGAUGAUGAAGGGCAUCAUUGAUUUGCUAGGACCGCCAGGGAGCCGCGAGAGUCUAACAUUGCCCCAAUGCCGACGAGACUCAUCGUGCCGGGACCGCAAACAGGCACCAUCCCAAAAGAGCGAGAGGGAUCCAGCGCGAGGUAUUUCUGCCACCGGUGCCACCGAAGCCACACAGAAAAGGCGCGCGAGGAGCGGAGUACUCAUCCAGCAGCCCAGUAUUCGUUGCAGAUACUCAGGCGAGGAACUGGCGUAAUUUGAAUAAUCGCCACUUCCGAGUAGAGGACCGCAGAGCGAAUGACUUUCAGCCGGAGGAAGCAUAUGCGCCAACUAUCCGCGCUAUUCCAGAAGCCGCUGAGAGACCGCGAGCUGGUGAAGAGUUGAAGGAGGGUCUAGCAAAAUAUGACAAUGUUAUGGAUGCACUCGCCGUGGAUGAGCUGCGCCAAGAGUGCAUGGAAGUGGAGAGGCACAUUGGUCGCAGAAGCUGGACUAGGUACGUGCAGCCGUAGCGUUACUCGCAAGCAGCAAAACCGAUAGUUCACGAGGUUAAGGUACCACCACAUCGUGCGGAAACCCCGUCUAGAGAACUGGAGGAGGCCUUCGUGCGAGGCAGGACAUCUUCCAGGCUUGUAUGCUGGAACUGUAGGCAGUUCGACCAUGCCUUUAGAGACUGCCUGUCUAAAGAGAGGAAGAUAUUCUGCAAUAGAUCCGGAAAGCCGGACACAUUCUGCUCACUGUAGUGUGCGAAAAUUGUCCGGGAAAUCCCAGGGGAAAUCCCCCGAUGAUGGCGGGACAGACGCGUUCGGGGACGGCGACCGCGGAAAAACAGGAGAAAAGCACCUACCAAAGCCAAUGGUCUUUGAAAAGGAGGCGAAGAUAGACCAUAAGAACCAUUAUAAGGCUAUGUAUAAGGAUAUACCAAAGGAAGAACAUUAAGGGGCUCACCAUAUGAAGAACGUGUUCGGGCAUACAUGUCGGCCCGAAAUAGAAUUUUUGGUGAGCGACAGCUGGGCCACCCGAAGAAUGGUGAAGGCUCGUGCGCGGUUUCGUAGACGCAGGAUUACGUGGCGCCAGGUCAUGAGACUGUGAGACGAGAGGAUUGCAUAGACCCACGCGUGUUCGCCGAAGUGGAGGU